This is a messenger RNA of Suillus discolor, 4107 nucleotides long. RefSeq lists its product as uncharacterized. Bases 196 to 3975 code for a protein of 1259 amino acids. The transcript is spliced from 10 exons. Gene Ontology annotation, molecular function: guanyl-nucleotide exchange factor activity. The record is from RefSeq and is a predicted model, not a curated record. Lineage: Eukaryota; Fungi; Basidiomycota; Agaricomycetes; Boletales; Suillaceae. Gene Ontology annotation, biological process: regulation of ARF protein signal transduction.
GUGAGCUGAUUAGCUCUUAGAAAUCACGUUCGUGCCGGUGAGCGCGACUGACGCCCAUGCCCACGAUUUUUGAGUCAACUUCUUUCCACUAAACUGGCAUCGUUGUUCCGGCGGUGCUUAUCAUCGCCGGUCACUAGACCUCAUCACAGCCACUUGUAGAAGUUUAACCGCUUACAGUAACCUGGAAGUUUCAGCAUGGUUGGCUUUCUGGGUACAGGAAGCAGGAAUUCCCCAGCGACGGGCAGUUGCCAUCCUGAUACUACUCUGAACUCGCCGCCCCAUCCUAAUGGAAGUGCUGCUUGCGUCUUCCCCGACAAUCAUGGUCCCCUUCGUUUCUUUUCGCUUCCUCACUGGACACGAAAGGUACUACCUGCCUCCGUGUCUGCUCGCCGAAGUCUAGCUAGUAUGCCCUCUGAACUCGGCAGUGUAGCGGGCAAUCCCAACUCUGCACAAACGUCCUCGCCCAUAUCCACAGAUAGAUUCGCCCCCUCACCUACCUUGCCAAAAGCAGAGGCACCUCCAACCCCCGCUGAAACCAGACAUACACAGUCAACGUUAUAUUUCGAUGUAUAUCAUGAUCCUUGUCUUUUGUCACUACCUUCACCUACGGGCAUCGACCAAUGCAACUCGACCCUCCCGCUACGACACACCAGAAGUACACAAUCAUUCCUUUCACAUAAACAGGCAGACCGGUCAACGCAGCCUCUCGACGGUGCAGAUCGAGUUCGUGGUUUUUCACGAAAAGAUGCGGAACCACCGCCGACUGGUGAAAACAACAAAGCAUCACCUGUUCGUCAGGCGUCGACUAAAUCUUCGCAGCAGCUGCUUUCAGUUCCGUUUGAUUCUCUGUCCCUUCCAGCAUUGCAGCCGACAUCACCAUUUCACAUAGACUUCCAUUCGGAUACUCCUGCAUCUUCUCGGCAACCGCUGCAACGAUCCGCUUCAAGAUUGACACGAAGUCACUCAGAGAAGUUCUCCAGACAUCCGUCCACCUCCAACUCUGAAGCACCUGCAUUACCCAAUAUUCUAUCAGCAUUUGAUUUGUCCCAGCAUCAUUCAACGACUGCCAAUUCAACAUUCCCUUCCCAUCAUCCACCCCGACCCGCGCUGCGCCGCCCUUUGACUGCCGAUUCUGUCCGUUCACGCACUCGUUCAUUUUUUACUCUAUCACCACAGACAACAUCCGGCCCUUCCACACAAACCCCGCACUUUGGAAACGCACUCUCAAGUCUCACCUCGUCUACCUCCGCCAAUCAUGCAAAUAAUCGACCACGUUCUGCUACGAAUCCACCUCUCCUGCACCGGCUUUCGAUCAAUUUUUUUGCAUCAUCUACUGCCUCAGCAAAACCUGGGACAGUUUCCGGCAGUUCCACAAGCGCCUCACCAGUUUCUCGAUCACGCCCCCAAUUGCUUUCAUCGGUACCAUCUCAGGAGCUGAAACCUCAACAUGACGAGUCGCCCGAGGCCUUCCUGAAGAGACUUUCCGCUCUUGUUGGUAAAGCUGAUAUCGCGGGGUUGUUGGGAUCAAGUGCGGAAGCCAAGUAUGUAACUACUCUCAAACUUUAUAUCGGAAAAUUCUCUUUCACUGGGGAUCCUCUGGACGUUGCUCUACGUCGGCUUUUGAUGCACAUUGGUCUUCCUCGGGAAACACAGCAAAUCGAUAGGGUGAUUGAAGCUUUUGCGAAGCGGUACGUUGAGUGCAACCCAGAUAUAUUCAUGUCCGACGAUGUCCCAUACAUUCUUGCCUUCAGUCUCAUCAUGCUUCACACAGAUGCAUUCAACAAAUCCAAUAAGCGUAAGAUGUCAAAAGUUGACUAUCAGAAAAACACGGCUAUCUCAGGAAUUAUACCCGAAGUGCUGGAUUGCUUCUAUGAUAACAUUGUUUUCGCUCCUUUCAUAUUUAUCGAGGACCCUAUGGAUCCCCCUCGUCCAUCAAUUGAUGGCAGUCUUUCACGACCUACUUCCACCAUUGUUCCGAUGACACCAAUAGGAGGUACUCUACUGAGCAGACCAAAGAUUGAUCCGUAUUAUCUGAUCACCAAUCACUUACUUGAUUCGCUCCGCGUGAAUGUCGAACAGCACAUACCCUUAGAUAACCCAUACUGUUGGAAGGGAACAAGCGGUUCCUGGAAUAAUGACGAACUUUGGUCCGCCUUUGACCAAGGGGAUACGAUAGAGAUUACUUGCCUUGAACACAAUCGCUUGCCUUCUGGGUUGUUCGGCCUCAACGUCCCCAGUCCAUCACUUAUGGGGACAAACGCACUCCCCGGUUUCUUACCACCUCAGAAAGAGACUUGGCGGCUUAAGCUGUCGAAAGUAUCUGUUUUGAAUCGCAAAGACGAGAUCUUGGAAGGCGGUAAAAAACCGAGCCGCAAGUGGAAGCCGUUUGGUGUUGCUUUGACAACUUCGCAAGUUCUUCUUUUUCGCGAUCCAUCGUGGGCUGCCACUUUUCUGUCAUCCUCGGAUUGUUCCAACAAGUCGACCAUACAUUGCAAACCCGAUGAGGCUUUGUCGGUGAAAGACGCACUCGCUGUGUUCGAUCGGUCAUAUCAAAAGUAUUCAAACACUUUUCGCCUGGCCCUCGCUGAUGGACGCCAGAUCUUGUUCCAGGCUUCAAGUGAACUGGAGGUCAAUCAAUGGGUUUCGCGCAUCAACUAUGCUAGUGCUUUCAAGUCUGCUGGGAUACGAAUGCGUCCCCCUGGCAUGACAGGCAGGGAGGUGACGCUAACUGGGGUUGCUGCUGCGCAAUCAUAUCUCCAAGACUUACGGGUGGUGCAACAACCGCAGCCCAAAAUUCGUUCAUGGGGUUCGCAAAGCUCACUCAUUCGUGACACUGAGUCGACCGACGAAUGCACAGAGGAUGCUGUCGAGCGAUUAAACUCAGAGGAACUCGAAGCUUUGCGUGACAUCACCCAUGAACCUCCUGUCGUGCGUGAGAUAGAAGGAGCAUCCCAGUUCAAAGCUACGUUUGACCAAGUGAAAGCGCAACUGGCUGCUGCUCGGUGCAGUCUGGGUGAUCAGUCGUUGUCCUUGGAUGACGUAUCUGAUGCUGUUGCUCCCUUCCCUGGGCAUCGCUCUUCCCUGACAGCCGACGACAAUCCCUUUCCCCAAAGCAACCGCACCAUUCUCCUCCAAUCCACCAUCGGCGAUCUCGAAGAUCGGAUUUGUGUAGCUCAGCCACUUCUCGAAACGAAGAUGCACUUCGCUCGCAACAUAGCGGUUUUGACACCCUUUCAGCGGUCAACGCGAGAUCGGCUUCAAUAUGCAGUACAAAAUGUAGCAAAGCAGAUCUCCCAGUUGCGUCUGGAGAUUGCUAGGCUCAUUUGUCAUCGCAAUAUCCUGCUAAACGACGUUGCAGCAGAGGAACAGGGGUUCAAACAGGCAGCUACGAUUGCUUUGAGCGCCGCCAUGGAUACUAUACAGAGUCGAGGACAGUGUAUACCUGAGCCGACAACAUCGCCCGAUGAUGGAUCGAUUGACGUGUCGUUGCCGCAAUCAUCUUCCAAAGCCAUACCCGGUUCUCUGGAGCCCUCCAUUGAUGAUUCUUUCCGGUCUGCUCUAGAUUUCGGUCCAGACUGGCCGACAAACUACACGUUUUCUGUGUCGAACGUCUUAGAGACACCGAGAAUCAUGGACUCUCCUCUCACUGAAGGGGAAGGCUCGGGAUACCCGUUCCUAGAGGCCGACACCAGUCUCUCGGAGUCUCGGACGGCUCAUUCUAUGCGGAGCUCUCUAGAGCUAUCCGUACAAGACAGCAGCACUCCCCAAUCUGUCUACGAGAAGUUUUACACAGCGCAAGAAUCACCUGAAGAGCAAGCUGAGGAGUGGAACAAGACUCGAGCAGCGAAACGUGUCUCGCUGGUCAAAUUGCCCCCAGACAUUCGACUGUCGGCAAUGUUUGGCAAGACUCAACGGAAUGGUUGUAAUGAGCGGAUGAUAUCCACGGUGACUCGGGAGGAUUCUUCUUUUGGAUAGUUCCUUUCGCAUUGAAUUUUGGACAAUCUACAUACUCGCCUACUAUUACGUUAUAUCGCUUGAAUUGUACCGCAUAUUACAUAGUUUUGAACUGAGGUUCCAACUGCAGUUACAGGCUGGUCUCCGUGGACG